Pseudophryne corroboree (corroboree frog) is the source of this 2100-nucleotide messenger RNA. Its product is annotated as gastrula zinc finger protein XlCGF57.1-like. NCBI's taxonomy places the organism in Eukaryota, Metazoa, Chordata, Amphibia, Anura, Myobatrachidae. Gene Ontology annotation, biological process: regulation of transcription by RNA polymerase II. Gene Ontology annotation, molecular function: RNA polymerase II cis-regulatory region sequence-specific DNA binding; DNA-binding transcription repressor activity, RNA polymerase II-specific. The transcript has a single exon. Bases 39 to 1568 code for a protein of 509 amino acids. Gene Ontology annotation, cellular component: nucleoplasm. The record is from RefSeq and is a predicted model, not a curated record.
AUGGACACACCGGCAGGAAUAUCUCAGAAGGACAUCUAAUGUUAUCCCCGUAUUGUGACAUAAAAGAUAAUGACAGCAGACAGGAUUCUCCAGGAGAUAACCCCAUUACCCCAAUUAUACAUCCAGCUCUAUCAGCUGAUCCCUCUGAUCCUGGGAAAUGUUCUCCUGAUCACUCUGAUAUUGGUGCAUCUGUUACAGCUCUGAGAGUAGAUACAGUGUUUCUGUGUUCUAUAGAUGCCAAAUGUUUUACAAAGAACACAAAGCCUAUUAACCCACAGACAGGUAAGGCAGGUGAGAGGCCAUUUCUAUGUUCUGAGUGUGGGAAAUGUUUUACAUACAAAUCAGCUCUUGUUACACAUCAGAGAAGGCACACAGGUGAGAAGCCAUUUCCAUGUUCUAAGUGUGGGAAAUGUUUUACAUACAAAACGACUCUUGAUGCACAUAAGAGAAGUCACACAAGUACAUCACCAUUUCCAUGUUCUGAGUGUGGGAAAUAUUUUGCACAGAAAUCACAACGUGCUAGACAUCAGAGAAGUCACACAAGUGAGAGGCCAUUUCCAUGUCCUGAGUGUUGGAAAUGGUUUGCACAGAAAUCAGAUGUUGUUAAACAUCAGAUAAGUCACACAGGUGAGAGGCUAUUUCCAUGUUCUGAGUGUGGGAAAUGGUUUGCACAGAAAUCAGAUCUUGUUAAACAUCAGAGAAGUCACACAGGUGAGAAGCCAUUUUCUUGCUCUGAGUGUGGGAAAUGGUUUGCACGGAAAUCAGAUCUUGUUAAACAUCAGAGAAGUCACACAGGUGAGAAGCCAUUUUCUUGCUCUGAGUGCGCAAAAUGUUAUAGUCGGAAAGCACAACUUGUUAUACAUCAGAGAAGUCACACAGGUGAGAAGCCAUUUCCAUGUUCUGAGUGUGGGAAAUGGUUUGCACACAAAUCAGAUCUUGUUAGUCAUAACAGAAGUCACACAGUGGAGAAUCCAAUUUCUUGCUCUGAGUGUGGGAAAUGUUUUACAAAGAAAUCACAACUUGUUACACAUCAGCGAAGUCACACAGGUGAGAGGCCAUUUCAAUGUCCUGAGUGUGGGAAAGGGUUUGCACAGAAAUCAAAUCUUGUUAGACAUCAGAGAAGUCACACAGGUGAGAAGCCAUUUCCAUGUUCUGAAUGUGGGAAAUGUUUUGCACACAAAUCAGAUCUUGUUAGUCAUAACAGAAGUCACACAGUGGAGAAUCCAAUUUCUUGCUCUGAGUGUGGGAAAUGUUUUACACGGAAAUGCCGUCUUGUUAUACAUCAAAGAAGUCACACAGGUGAGAAGCCAUUUCCAUGUUCUGAGUGUGGGAAAUGUUUUGCACUCAAAUCAUCUCUUGUUAGACAUCACAGAAGUCACACAGGUGAGAAGCUAUUUUCUUGCACAGAGUGUGGGAAAUGUUUUACACAGAAAUCACAUCUUGUUAGACAUCAGCAAAGUCACACAUGUGAGAAUCCAUUUCCAUGCACUGAGUGUGGGAAAUGUUUUACACAGAAAUCACAACUUGUUACACAUCAGAGAAGUCACACAGGUGAGAAGCCAUUUUAAUCUUCUGGAGUAUACUUAUCAUUGCCAUGCGUUGUUCUUCAAGGUUCUUAUCCUAUCUCCUAUGCUUUUUGCAAUAUACAUGCUACCGCAGGGUGAAAUAAUCAGAUGUCAUGCCCUCAUCUGCCACUGCUAUACAGAUGACCUGUCUUUUACUCCGUGUACCGAGAACCCAGUACCAAUCCUAAAUGGUUGUCUAGCUGAGCUCCAGGUGUGGGUGAUGCCAGUUGGCUGUGACUCAGUCCUGGUGAAACAUGUCAUUAUGAUAGAAGCUCACCAACAUAGGGCAGGGCUACAGCUCAGCUUUGCAAACCAACCAGACUUAUGCUUGGGGGUUCAGAGUUACAAAAUGCUGAUCCUGUGCGGAAUCUAGGUGUCCAGGAUGGUGGAGUGACACUUAGACAUCAGGUAUCAGCCACAAUCAGAUCCUCUUAUGAGGAACAUAGCCACACUCCAGCAUUUAUUUCCCUCAGAAGAUCUACCUGAUGUCAUACAUGCACUUGUAUCAUCACACAUAGACUACUGCAAUGUCCUC